Molecule: messenger RNA, 3189 nt
Organism: Phycodurus eques (leafy seadragon)
Lineage: Eukaryota; Metazoa; Chordata; Actinopteri; Syngnathiformes; Syngnathidae
Gene: klhl26
Product: kelch-like family member 26
Molecular function (GO): protein binding
Source: RefSeq, a predicted model, not a curated record
ACAACGAGUCUCAGGAGUCGACCGCUUUCUCCUGGUCAAGUCUGAGGAGCCGUCCCUUUUAAUAACUCAUUACACUUUGUUUAAACACCAUGCCCCGACAGCGGGUCCCAUUCAUCUUGUGAAGACAUCUUGCAAAAUGCUCAAUGGGUUCCCUCCUGUGCUAGAAGAUGGCGGAGACGGAUGGUGGGGCCAUCGCAUCGACACAUUCGCUAAACAGUAUGGCUAGCAAGAAUAGCACCCUGCGCUGCACAUUUUCAGCCCCCAGCCACAGUACCACUCUUCUCCAGGGCUUGUCGAUAUUGAGGGCUCAAGGCCAACUUCUUGAUGUGGUGCUCGCCAUCAAUGAGGAGCGCUUCCAGGUCCACAAAGCUGUUCUGGCUGCUUGUAGUGAUUACUUCAGGGCCAUGUUCACUGGAGGCAUGAAGGAGUCAAAUCAAAAUACCAUUGAGCUCAAAGGUUUGUCUGCCCGGGGCCUGAAGCAUAUUAUAGACUUUGCUUACAGUUCAGAAGUCACUUUAGAUCUGGACUGUAUUCAAGAUGUGCUUGGAGCAGCUGUCUUCCUUCAGAUGGUCCCUGUUGUGGAACUCUGUGAGGAGUUUCUCCAGUCAGCCAUGAGUGUUAAGACAUGCCUACAUAUCGACCAGAUGGCAACCACGUUCAGCUUGUCUUCCCUCAAGGCGUCGGUGGAUGCCUUCACCUUUCGCCACUUCCUCCAAAUAGCUGAGGAGGAGGACUUCCUGCACAUUCCAAUGGAGCGCCUUGUCUUCUUUCUGCAGAGCAACAAGCUGAAGAAUUGUAGCGAGAUUGAUCUCUUCCACGCGGCUAUCCGAUGGCUCCGGCAUGAUGAGUCUCGCCGUGCUCAAGCCAGCAAUGUCCUCUGCCAUGUGCGGUUCCCCCUCAUGCGUUCAUCUGAUCUGGUGGACAGUAUUCAGAGGGUAGACAUCAUGGUGGAGGAUGUGCAGUGCCGCCAGUACCUCCUGGAGGCCUUCAAUUAUCAAAUUCUUCCAUUCCGACAGCAUGAGAUGCAGUCUCCACGCACGCUCAUUCGUUCCGAUGUUGUGUCUAUCAUCACUUUUGGCGGAACCCCGUACACUGACAACGACCGCACAGUGAGCACCAAGGUGUACUAUCUCCCUGACAUUGCUUCUCGCCAGUUCAAGGAGUUGACUGAGAUGGACACAGGGUGCAGCCACGCCUGUGUCGCUGUCCUUGAUAACUUUGUGUAUGUUGUGGGUGGGCAACAUUUGCAGUAUCGUAGUGGUGAGGGGGCUGUUGACAGCUGUAUGCGCUUUGAUCCGCACUUGAACCAGUGGCUACGCAUCCAACCAAUGCAGGAGGCUCGCAUCCAGUUUCAUCUCAAUGUCUUGAACGGGAAACUUUAUGCCACUGGAGGGCGCAAUCGAUCCGGUAGUCUAUCAUCUGUGGAGUGCUACUGCCCAAAGAAAAAUGAGUGGACCUACGUGGAGCCAUUAAAACGGAGGAUUUGGGGUCAUGCAGGGACUCCCUGUAGAGAAAAGCUGUACAUCUCCGGUGGUUAUGGUGUCUCUUUGGAUGACAAGAAAACAUUUCACUGUUACGACCCAAUGGCCGACCAGUGGAACUUUAGAGCGCCCAUGAAUGAACCUAGAGUGCUGCAUGCCAUGAUAUGCAGUAGGGAUCGGGUCUAUGCUUUGGGUGGACGCAUGGACCAUGUGGACCGCUGUUUUGAUGUGCUGGCUGUCGAGUAUUACGAUCCACAGAGUGACCAGUGGACCACCGUCAGCCCUAUGAGAGCAGGGCAGUCUGAGGCGGGCUGCUGUUUACUGGACGGAAAGAUAUACAUUGUCGGGGGCUACAACUGGCACUUGAACAACGUCACAAGCAUCGUCCAAGUGUACAACACAGAGACUGACGAGUGGGAGAGGGAUUUGCACUUUCCCGAAUCAUUUGCUGGGAUUGCUUGUAUACCAAUUGUACUUCCACAGACACACGUUGAAUAUCUGACCUCUUGGCUGUGAAAAUGUGUGUUAUUCAGACUUCUAUGAUUUCAUUCAAGACAAGGAGCUUAAAUGUUUGUCAUGAAAUGAGGUGACUUCAAUUUGAUUAUAGGUGGAGCUUCAUAGCAUAAGACAUUUUGAUGUGAAGUUUCUGUAGUACUUCACAUCACCUCACUUGUAUUACUUCUUUUUGUUGGAUUUCAUAUUUUGAUCAUCUCAAAUUUGAUUUGGGGAAAUUUGAUACAGCAAAUAAACUCCAGUCUAUGAUUGUCAUUAACAGCUACAAUAUUGAUAAGGUAAUCAUUUUCAUCUGCAUUUAUCAUGCAAAUAUAAAAUAAUUGUGCAUUCAAUUAAUGGCAUUUUAAUUGGUAAUUUACAAGUUUAAAUCUAUUAUGUUUUUAAUUCUGAAACCACAUAGUAUGUUUUUAUUUUAAUUCAAUCAUGUUUUUUUUAAUUCAAUCGGUCACAAACCAACUUGCUAAAGCUUAUACUUAUCCCCUUGAUUCGGAUCAACUGUACAUCAAUGACAUAAUGUAUUUUUACUGAGAACCACCAAGUCCUUAACUUUUUCUCUUCCUGUGCUCAUGUUUUCUCAGGUCAAAUCAUAUUCAAACUAUUAAUCUUUUUACAAUUCCUCUGUUUGGACCUGUUGUGGCAACGACCUCACACAUUUGUGUCCAUGUGAAUGUCAGCUCUUAAGUGCUUUUGUCUUGUGUACGAAAGGUCACUGUCUCCUCAACAGCAUUUACCCUUGUAGUUUUUAUGUUAUUUUAUUUUUUGAGUCGAUGUUCCUAUGUGCAUUCAAAUGAUCUAUCAUUAGUGUCUCAAAUUGGCAUUUUUACUGCACUUUUCAAAACAGACGGAAAUGUUAUACUUGGUAUUUUUUAGGAAAACAUUUGAAAAUGGCCACAGAUGGUAGACAAUGACCAUAUACAAGCGGCUAAGGAUGUACAGUUUAACGUGCACUUUUCCCUGUCAGCAAAAGCACAUUAUAUUUUGAAGUGUGAUAUAAAGGGAAGUCUAGUCAUAUGGGAAUGCAAUCAUUUAUCUAAGCUGUACCAUGUUUUAAAACGAGCGCUUGUUUUUUUUUGGGGGGGGGGUGGGUGAGAUGAAGUAUGAAACUGUUUUUGUUAAUAAGCAACUAUAGUAUGUGUAUGUAUUGGUACUAAUAUUCACUUUCUGCAUACAAGAUAAACAGGUCACUGCACACUCA